AAGGGUUUACUUUAAAUAAAUAGACAGGCCAAUUAAGUAAAUCGUGUACAAACUGAAUAUUAAACGUACCUAUCGAAAUAAUCAACAACGAAUUAUAACCUCAAAAAUCAGAGGCAUCGAUUGAUGGGCGUUUUAACAACGAUUUAGUGCAUUCUACCGAGAAAUCCGGUUCACAAAAUACAGAGUUCCAGCGAAAUGAAGGAACCUGAAGUAGAUCCGAAGAAUAUUAUAAAGAGCAGGGAAUUACUUUACAGACUUAUGAUCAGCCAACUAUUUUACGAUGGGCAUCAAACAUUGGCUGUGCAACUAUCAAAUAUAAUUCAAGCAGAACCACCAUGUCCUCCGUCAGACCGUUUACUACAUUUGAUGUUGAUUGGGUUGGCUCAUGAACCUGAUCGUUCUAAAAAAGAGACAAGUAACUUGUCCACAUUUGCUUCAACGUUUGAUAACACUUUGGGACCUGGGUUAGAUUUGGAAUUUGAGACAGAAGCUCAAACUCAAGCUCCAGAACCAGCACAAUAUGAGACUGCCUAUGUUACUUCUCACAAGGGAAACUGUAGGGCAGGAGCAUUUUCUGCAGAUGGUCAACUAAUAGCAACUGGAUCAGUGGAUGCAUCAAUUAAGAUUUUAGAUGUUGAUAGAAUGUUGGCCAAAUCAGCUCCUGACGAAAUGGCACCUGGAGAUCAAACAGGGGGGCAUCCUGUUAUAAGAACAUUGUAUGAUCAUUUGGAAGAAGUGACAUGUCUCGAAUUCCAUCCGAGGGAACCUAUUCUUGUAUCUGGCAGUAGAGAUUUUUCCAUUAAGCUGUUCGAUUUCAGCAAGGCCAGCGUCAAAAAAGCAUUUAGAACUAUUACAGAUGCAGAUCAAAUACGAUGUUUAUCUUUUCACCCAACUGGUGACUUUUUGGUUGUUGGAACCAAUCAUCCGGUCGUAAGAUUGUACGAUGUUAACACAGCACAAUGUUUUGUCUGUAGUAUACCUAGUCAUCAACACACUGCUGGCAUAACUAGUAUUAAGUAUUCUCCAGAUGCAAAAACUUAUGCAUCGGCCGGCAAAGACGGAAGUAUAAAAUUAUGGGAUGGUGUGUCAAAUCGAUGUAUAAACACCUUUGUAAAGGCACACGAUGGUUAUGAAGUAUGUUCAGUAACUUUUACGAGAAACGGGAAAUACUUACUGUCAUCUGGAAAAGAUUCUCUAAUAAAAUUAUGGGAGCUAUCUACUAGCAGAUGCUUAAUAGCAUAUACAGGUGCUGGAACUACAGGCAAACAAGAACACAAAGCACAAGCUAUUUUCAAUCAUACCGAAGAUUAUGUAAUGUUUCCUGACGAAGCUACGACAUCGCUGUGUGCAUGGAAUUCACGAAACGCGUCUAGGAAACAAUUACUGUCAUUGGGACACAAUGGUCCAGUCAGACUGAUCGUGCACUCUCCAACUGCUCCAGCAUUCUUGACGUGCAGUGACGAUUUCAGAGCAAGAUUCUGGUUUAGAAGAAUGCCUACUCAUUAAUUUGACAUUGACAUUGAGAUGAAAGAUAUUUGUUUCAAAGUUUGCCGUUUGAAAUACAGUCACCAAAGAGAAAGUAUUCAAACAGACAAUUAAAAAAACAUAACAUAGAAAAAUGUGUGAAAAUCUGUACAAAACACUGUUGUACAAUGUUCUUCAGUGAUGAAACUGUUCGACUACCGUGCCUUGAAGUAAGAGAAAAAUUUAUUUCGAUAAUUUAUGUUAAACUGACAUACAAUCUGACUUUAAAUAUUGUACAUAUCGGUUUCAUUUUACCUUGAAGUACACAAGCACGACAAUGUCGUUUUCUUUUGAUACCGAUCUGUAUCGAUUGUCAAUAUUUACUGAUGCACGAAAAUACUAAGUGCAAGAGAUGCAAUUUAUACGCUA
Dufourea novaeangliae is the source of this 1893-nucleotide messenger RNA. RefSeq names its product cleavage stimulation factor subunit 1 (gene CstF50). Gene Ontology annotation, molecular function: protein binding; RNA binding. Gene Ontology annotation, cellular component: mRNA cleavage stimulating factor complex. NCBI's taxonomy places the organism in Eukaryota, Metazoa, Arthropoda, Insecta, Hymenoptera, Halictidae. The transcript has 4 exons. Gene Ontology annotation, biological process: mRNA 3'-end processing. The record is from RefSeq and is a predicted model, not a curated record. The coding region runs from base 196 to 1506 and encodes 436 amino acids.